Messenger RNA from Diabrotica virgifera virgifera (western corn rootworm), 789 nucleotides. RefSeq lists its product as uncharacterized. The record is from RefSeq and is a predicted model, not a curated record. Gene Ontology annotation, molecular function: olfactory receptor activity; odorant binding. The annotation marks the transcript as partial. NCBI's taxonomy places the organism in Eukaryota, Metazoa, Arthropoda, Insecta, Coleoptera, Chrysomelidae. Gene Ontology annotation, cellular component: plasma membrane. Gene Ontology annotation, biological process: sensory perception of smell; detection of chemical stimulus involved in sensory perception of smell. The transcript is spliced from 3 exons.
AUGAAGCGUUACUUGGAUCACCAGAACUUACAACAAAGGAUUUGGUUGGUAUUUUCGAACAGUCAAAAGGGAUUGUUUUACAUUGAAUUUUAUUUUUCUAAUGAAAAAUAUGGUCAUAAUAAAGGGACGACAGCUGAAAGCCUUGUCAUGAAACCUUUAACAUCUUUCGCCAAACUCACGCCAGAAAACAUCAUAUCACAAGGAGGACUCUUAACAUUAGUAGCUGCGUACAUGAAGCAUGCAGAGAUACUAGAUUUAAUACGUGAUAUGAGAAAUUUUUGGGAACUAGACGAUGUACAAGACGAAAAUGAAAGAAACGCUAACUUCGCUAUAUUAAAAACGGUCAAAAUCAUAUUUAUCUACUUUUUGUGUUUCGCUGUAAGCCCUUCAUCGUUUUUCUGUUUCAGACCGUUCAUUUUACGAAAGAGAAUGUUAGCGUUCAACAGUUAUAUUCCUGAAAGUAUCCCUUAUCCUAUAUUGUAUCUUCUUGAGACUUAUGCCUUUGUUGUGACCUAUUUUUCCUGCUUGUCUUGGGAUGGGUUCUGUGCCACUGUGAUUAUUGUGGCGUAUGUGCAAUGGCGAAUCUUAAAUCGAGAGAUUAGAAGAAUGUUGGAGCUCAAAAUUGAAAGUGAAGAAGAUAAAGAAAUAAUGAGGAAGAAAGUGAAGAGAUGUGUCGAUCAACAUCACUUUUUGUAUAGGUAUUCGAGUAAAAUAAAUGAUGCGAUGUCCAACAUAUUAUUGAUAUUUUUUGCUCUUACUGUGUCAGCCAACUGUAUUGAAAUUUUUAAA